GCCCACUAGCGCCCAUUCUAUAAAAGAAGUCGACGAAACCACCUUCUCUUCAGUCCAUUUUCGCGCCAUCUUCACACAGCAAUCUAAUCUCUACAGACAUCAUGAACACCCAACUAGAUCGCCCGCAUUACGACCAUCAGCAGCACCACCACGAGCUGGAGCCUCACGAUGCCGGCGUCCUCCACACUACUACUGGGGCGGAAGGCAGCACCGGCGAGGAGCAUCACCACCACGGCGGGGUGAAAUCGGUGCUGAAGAAGGUCAAGCAGAAGGCGAAGAAAGUGAAGGACACUCUGAAAGUACACGGUCAUCACGAUCACCACAAUACCCCCGACGAUCAUGAUCUCGACGAGGAAGAAGACGAUGACGUUGACGAGGAAAUGAUCCAAGAUCCGGCCAUCCAUGGAGCAUCAGCUACAGUCGCGGCGGGUCUCGGAAGCGGGGUGGCCGGGAAGUCGUCAAUGCAACCGGAUUACUACGACGGCGGUUACUCCGCGGCGGAUCCGAUGAAGAUGACCCCUUCGGAGGCAACAGGGGAAAACAGGGGAGGCCCUUUGGAGGCAGGGGAAAACAGGGGAGGACAGGGGAGGAAGCUUGCUGAUAUAAAGGAAGAGCCUUUUUCUCCGUUCAAUAGUCCCGUUACCAUAAGUACUACUCCAAUGAAGACUGAGCAUCCCAAAGCUACUGAACCAGCUGCAAGGGCUUUCGUUGCACGGCGAGAGGAGGACAGAGGCCACCCUCAAAUCACCAUGGAUGAAGUAAUUACUGGUGGCUUAGAACAGGAUCCUCAUGCCCCAAAGGGUAGCUCAGGCCCCGUUUCUUCCCCUUCCAAUCACCAGACUAAAACCUUCGAUCGAACCGACGCCGGAGGCGAGGAAGCGGGGAUUCCCUUGACCGUGCUUGAAUCGUUGGAGAAAGCUCAUAUCUCGGACGAAGGAAGGAAUGAGGAUCAUGGUUUACGAAGGAGAACCCGUGAUGACGUGGCAUCCGCUCUGCCCACCGGAAGCCACAACCAGUUCUCGCCGGAGGGAACUCGUCCGCAGCCGAUCAGCAACUUCGAGAGUGCCAAACACGAAGAUAAACUGAGCGGCGGGACGGAUCACAAUCAGAGCAGCUAUUCCGACAAAAUCUCAUCGGCUACCGCCGCGAUUGCCGACAAGGCGAUCUCCGCCAAAAACGUUGUCGCAUCGAAGCUGGGAUACGGCAGCAACACCACAGGGGAGCAGCGCCACCACCAGCCGGACGCUGGAGCAGCUUCCAAUUUGGCAUCUCCGGUGGAAUACGGGAAGAAAGUUGCGGCGACGGUGACGGAGAAGCUGACUCCCGUCUACGAGACGGUCACCUCGACGGUGGCCUCGGCGGGGAACACGGUGAUGGCCAAAGUUCACGGCGGAGGCGGUGGUGCGAGGGACGUCGUCGUGGCGGAAUCGGAAGGUGAACGGAAGGGGCAGCAGGACAAGGGGGUUUCGGUGAAGGACUAUCUGGUGGAGAAAUUGAAGCCGACGGAGGACGACAAGGCGCUUUCGGAUGCGAUCUCCGAAUCGCUGCCGUGGCGGCGGAAGGCGGAUAAUGCUGGUGAAGAAGAAAGCAAGCCGAUGGGGAGAGUGACGGAGACGGAGGAAGUGAAGAUGCGGCUGGGUGAAACUGCCGACGACGAUAGGAAAAGGGAGGAGGCGGCGGCGGCGGUGGAGGAUAGCUCUGCAAGCGUUCUUGAAGUCGGCGGCGUUGCCGGAAAACUGAAGGGAGCCGUCGAGUCGUGGUUCGGGAAA
Molecule: messenger RNA, 1769 nt
Organism: Linum tenue
Lineage: Eukaryota; Viridiplantae; Streptophyta; Magnoliopsida; Malpighiales; Linaceae
Source: the annotation of a GenBank genome assembly